Messenger RNA from Papilio machaon (common yellow swallowtail), 1705 nucleotides. It is a transcript of the gene TyrRS-m, whose product is annotated as tyrosine--tRNA ligase, mitochondrial. Gene Ontology annotation, cellular component: cytosol; mitochondrion. Gene Ontology annotation, biological process: tyrosyl-tRNA aminoacylation. The transcript has 8 exons. Gene Ontology annotation, molecular function: ATP binding; tyrosine-tRNA ligase activity; RNA binding. Bases 34 to 1419 code for a protein of 461 amino acids. NCBI's taxonomy places the organism in Eukaryota, Metazoa, Arthropoda, Insecta, Lepidoptera, Papilionidae. The record is from RefSeq and is a predicted model, not a curated record.
CUAACCUACACAACAACAAUAUAAUUGGUUAAAAUGUUGAACUUCAAGCAUUUCUGUCGCGUAUAUCGCAGAAAUAUAACACAAACAUGUGUACGAUUAUAUAGUAGAAAUAUAUUGAAACUGAAAGAUCGAGGAAUGUAUCAAGAUAUAUUUCCAAAUACUGCAGCAUCAGACAUAUUAAACCUGUUGAAUAAAUCCCCACAGUGUGUUUAUGCUGGGUUUGACCCCACAGCAGACAGUCUUCAUGUUGGAAAUCUUCUAGUCAUUAUUAACUUAUUACACUGGCAGAGAGGUGGCCAUGAUGUUAUUGCAUUGCUUGGUGGUGCAACAGGACAUAUUGGUGAUCCAAGUGGAAAAAGUACAGAUCGUAUAGCAUUAUCAAGUAAUGUAAUAGCUGAAAAUAUUGCAUGCAUAAAAAGUAACCUGGAAACAGUAUUUGAAAACCACAAGAAAUAUAUAUGGUCAGAAGAUGAAAGCAAAUUAAAACCUCUAAGGAUCGUAAAUAAUGAAACUUGGUACAAAGAGAUCAAUUCAAUACAGUUUGUAAGUGAUAUUGGUCGUAACUUUAGAAUGGGAACAAUGUUGUUAAAACAAAGUGUUAAGAACAGAAUUAAUUCUGAAGUAGGAAUGAGUUUCACUGAAUUUGCAUAUCAAAUAUUUCAGUCCUAUGAUUGGUUAUAUUUAGUAAAAGAAUAUAACUGUAGAUUUCAGGUUGGUGGAAGUGAUCAAAUGGGUAAUAUCUCAGCUGGGCAUGAGCUAAUUAGUAGAAUGAUGAAGCAAGAUGUUUAUGGUUUGACACUGCCAUUAGUUACAACAGAGGAGGGUGAUAAGUUUGGCAAAUCAGCAGGAAAUGCUUUGUGGUUAGAUGGGAAAAAAACUAGUCCAUAUAGUUUGUACCAAUAUUUCAUCAGGACUAAGGACUCAGAUGUGGAAAGGUUACUGAAGCUCUUCACUUUCUAUAGUUUGGGCGAGAUCAAAGAUAUUAUGUUUAAACAUAAACAUCACCCAGAGCAAAGAUAUCCACAGACAUGCUUAGCUGAGCAACUUACUACUUUGGUGCAUGGAGAGGAAGGACUUGCACGAGCGCGACAAGCUACUGAUGCAAUAUACAGUAAAGAUGUAAAAUCUCUAGUGUCACUAAGCGCAUCGGAUUUAGAACAAGUGUUUGAUAGUGCGCCUGUUACUAAACUACUCUUGUCUCCCGGCAUCACUGUACUUAAAUUAGGAAUGAUGGCAAACUGUUUCCCUACAGAAGGUGAUGCUAUGAGAAUAAUUCAAGCAGGUGGUUUCUACAUAAAUCAUCAAAGAAUCAAAAACUUUAAUGAAGUUAUCACAGAAUCUGCACACAUUUUACCAAACCUAAUAUCAUUACUCCGAGUUGGGAAAAGAAAUUAUUACAUAGUGAAGUGGCAGACAUGAUGUGAAUGUAUGUAUUUAAAAAUGAAAUAAAAAAAACAUGUUUAUCGGAAUAUAAUCGUUAUAAUUACUUACAACAGAAGCUUGUAUACUUGCAGUAUAUAAUAAAAUGCGUAUCACAUAAACGUCGUAAAUACUACAUAACAUAGUUUUAGCCUAGAGUUAUAGUCACUGUAAUAGCGUUGCUAAAAUAAUUAACUAAUGCACUGUCAAGUCAUAAAAUAUCAUAAAAAUAUGGCUACACAUAAUACAACUCGUUACGAUUUGUGCAUUGUCCCUCCACGGACUA